Molecule: messenger RNA, 1811 nt
Organism: Trematosphaeria pertusa
Lineage: Eukaryota; Fungi; Ascomycota; Dothideomycetes; Pleosporales; Trematosphaeriaceae
Exons: 2
Coding region: 313-1365 (350 amino acids)
Source: RefSeq, a predicted model, not a curated record
GCCGACCAGCUGGCUGCAGUCCAGCAGACAUGCGCCGGCGCAUGUGCGGAAUCUGAAGAGGAAGUAUGGCAGGGAGGGACCCAGCAGGUUCUGUAAGCUGGCGCGGGUGCACGAUGCGGAGUACAAGGCUCAGACAUCUCACUCUCGCAGCGUCUCCCGUCGAAUCGCAGUCUAGCGCAUCAGUGUCUGCGCACGCUCGCUGUGCACUGGGAAGAACUGGCCGAGUACGAACAGCAUUACCUGCCGACGCUACCUAUACCGCUCAAGGAAGCUCUUUUGAGCUAUCUCUCGCUCUACGGGAAUAAGGGGUGCAUGGACUUGAAGGCUUUCAAGAUACUGUUCCAGAACGAGAAGGAGGCAGAAGACGCUACGGGGUCGGAGGACGUCCUCUUCCUGGAUUUGACCGGUCUAUUGGACAAAGAGUAUACAUUGAAGGACUUGGGAAAGAGUCUUCAGUACUCAUUCCCCAAUGCCGCAGUGACAGUAACAAGCGGCAUGGCCGACCUCUCGCUAACAUCACCGAAACGGAAACACAAAGCGCCUGUCGAAGUCGCCGAAUCCUGGGAAGAGGAGGCAGAAGAGGUCAAUGCAGACGCUCUGCCCGCGACACUCAGCAUCCCCAUCUUCCCCAACCUCACGCGCCUGUCGCUCGCACACCCGGGCGCCUCCGCCUCGUGGGCCGAUCUGCUGGCGAUAUCUCCGAAUCUGAAGACCCUCACCCACCUUUCACUAGCGUACUGGCCGCGCCCGUCGACAACGCCCAAUGCGGCAACCGCAUCAAUGGUCUCGCGGCACGCGACAGUCAACCUCGGCGGCUCGCACUUCUACUCAGACCUCGACGACGACUGGCACGAAGCCGCGAACAUCUUGCGCCGCCUCUCGCUCAACACAUACUGUCUGAAGUGGCUCGACCUCGAAGGCUGCACCUGGCUCAAAGCACUAACCUGGGACCUUCCCUCCAACCCCUCCCCGACCUCCAACCUCAUCCAGUCCGGCGCCGACGAAUGGGUGCGCCCAUCUUCCUCUCCCGGCCCCGACUGGAACGCCGCAUGGCGCCAAAUCGAGUACAUCAACCUCUUCCAGGGCUGGAUUCCCAAGGAUCGCCAGAGCCUGCAGAAUAUGCCGGCCGGCGUGGUGCCCGUGCAGCUGAUGCGCUGGCUGAGGGAGAACGCGAAGAGAGAGGAUGUCAAAGACGUGCUGGGGACGGAGACGGGGUGGGCGGUUGCCGAGUGGGUGGAGAAGGAGAUGGUGGCGCGGAGCGUGGGGUUUGAGAUUCUGAGCUUCAGGAGGGCGGGCGAGGGGAAGUGGUGCAAGGUUGAUUUUGGCUGGGGGCCCCCCGAGAAAUGGUGCGUCGUUGGGGGUUAGUCUUCCAUGUCAUGUGUAGCCCCCCGAUUUGAUAUCGUGAUUGAGCACGUCAAGCUUAUUUACGAACUUUGGGGAAGCUGGCGGGCAUACAAAGUGCUGACGGGCUGAGCAUGGCUCGGACACUCCUCGAAGACAGAGGAGAGGAGAGGACGCAAGUCGCGUGACGUAGCUAGCGGUUGAUUGUUAUGCUCUGAUCUACAACAGGCCAGCAAGCAAAGCAGCAGCUAAGAAUAUCGCAUACCCGCAUCUCAUCUUCUCACAUGUUGAUAUCCGAAUCCGGCCGCCUCGCCGCGAACGGAGGCGAGCGGCCGUAAAGUCUGACGACUGUCGUGGAUGUAAAUAGUCUAGCAUCAAGGAGGGCAUAGGUAUUCGUAUCUGCUAUAAGAUGGAAAGACUAUCGUAUCGUAUAUCCGAGACCCCGAGUACCAGAUGCGGAGACUUCGUAU